Messenger RNA from Argiope bruennichi, 2457 nucleotides. It is a transcript of the gene GlnRS, whose product is annotated as probable glutamine--tRNA ligase. The record is from RefSeq and is a predicted model, not a curated record. Gene Ontology annotation, cellular component: cytoplasm; cytosol; aminoacyl-tRNA synthetase multienzyme complex. Bases 85 to 2403 code for a protein of 772 amino acids. Gene Ontology annotation, biological process: glutaminyl-tRNA aminoacylation; translation. NCBI's taxonomy places the organism in Eukaryota, Metazoa, Arthropoda, Arachnida, Araneae, Araneidae. The transcript is spliced from 19 exons. Gene Ontology annotation, molecular function: ATP binding; glutamine-tRNA ligase activity.
GGUAAAUAAGUCGGGUUUCGUCCACAUUUCACGUUGUACGGUACACACUGUCGCCACGACUUAGUCACCGGCAGGUCAGCAAAUAUGGAUGAAAAUAUGAAUAUCUUGAAUAAAUUAAUAAGUAUAGGACUCAGUGAGCAAAAAGCAAAAGAAACUGCAAAAAAUGAAAAACUUUGCAACCAAUUAAUAGAAAUCAUAAAUACUGCUACUAAGUAUUCACCAAAAGGAAUAUCUAAAUCAACUGGAAACUUAUUGUAUAAGAUUGGAACAUCAAUCAAGCCUCAAAUACAAUCUAAAGUUGAGUUACUUGUGAAAUAUGUUGCAGAAGAGAAACUUAAUACUGAAAUCAAAGUUAAUGCUGCUAUCAAAUACUUGAUGGAUCAUACUGAAGAAAAUGUUGAUAUUAAAAAUUUUGAAACAGCCUCUGGAGUUGGAAUUUCCGUGUCUCCUGAAGAAAUAGAAAAAGUUGUUGAAAAAAUAAUUGCUAGUCACAAAGAGGAACUUCUUGAAAAACGAUAUACUUUCAAUAUGGGAAUUCUCAUGGCUGCUGCUCGAUCUGAACUUCCUUUUGCUGAUGGUAAAUGGAUUAAGAAUGAAGUUGAUAUCCAAAUUUUAGAUCUCUUAGGACCAAAAGACAGCUCUAAUAAUCAAAAAGCAGCUAAAACAAAGGUAAAAGAAAAGAAGAAAGAAGCUACAUCAUCUGAAACUGAAAUUCCGAAAGAAGAAGAACCUCGAACUAUUACAAGCAUGAUGAAGAGACUAAAUUUCCACAAACCUGGAGAAAAUUAUAAAACUGAUGGCUAUGUUAUUACUCCAAAUACUAUGAAUCUUCUUAAAAAGCAUUUGGAAGAGACAAAAGGACAGGUAAGAACAAGAUUUCCACCUGAACCAAAUGGAAUUUUACAUAUAGGGCAUGCAAAAGCUGUUAAUAUUAAUUUUGGAUAUGCUGAAGCUCAUGGUGGUCUCUGUAUUUUAAGAUAUGAUGAUACAAAUCCAGAGAAAGAAGAAGAAAAGUAUUUUAAUGAAAUUCUUGAAAUGGUUCGAUGGUUAGGGUAUGAACCAGCAAUGAUAUCACAUUCUUCCGAUUACUUUGACCAGUUAUAUGAGUAUGCUUGCACUUUGAUUAAAAAAGACUUGGCUUAUGUUUGUCACCAAAAGCAAGAAGAACUUAAAGGCUUCAAUCCCCCUCCAUCUCCUUGGAGAAAUCGUCCUGUGGAAGAAAGUCUUCAGUUAUUUCAGGAUAUGAAAAAUGGUAAAAUAGGUGAAGGAGAGGCAACAUUACGCAUGAAAGUAACAUUGGAAGAAGGUAAACAAGAUCCUGUUGCAUAUCGUAUUAAAUUUUUACCUCAUCAUAGGACAGGAAAUAAAUGGUGCAUAUAUCCUACUUAUGACUUUACUCAUUGCCUUUGUGAUUCUAUUGAAAACAUCACACAUUCUUUGUGUACAAAAGAAUUCCAGUCUAGACGAUCUUCAUACUACUGGCUAUGUAAUGCUUUGGACAUUUAUUGCCCGGUCCAGUGGGAAUAUGGACGUUUAAAUAUGAAUUAUACUGUGAUAUCAAAGCGUAAAAUCCUUAAAUUGAUAUCUGAAGGAAUUAUAAGGGAUUGGGACGAUCCAAGGCUUUUUACUCUAACUGCUUUACGACGAAGGGGUGUACCGGCUGAAGCCAUACAAAAAUUUUGUGUUGAGCUUGGAGUUACUGGAGCACAGUCUAUUGUUGAUCCCCAAAUGUUGGAGGCCCAUGUGAGAGAUGUCCUCAAUAAUACUGCACCAAGAACCAUGGCUAUUGUUGAACCAUUGAAAGUUCGAAUUAGCUUACCUUGCAAAACCCCUAUCGUGAUUGAUGUUCCUGAUUUUCCUGCAGAUCCCUCUAGAGGACAUCAUAAAGUGACAUUUUCAGAUGUAAUUUACAUUGAUCAGUCGGAUUUUAGAGAGAUUCUGCCCAAUAACCAAUAUAAGAGACUGACUAUUGGGCAACCUGUUGGACUAAGGCAUGCUGGAUAUGUUAUUUCAGUUACCGAAGUUAUAAAGGAUGGAAAUAAUCAAAUAAUUGAGGUCCAAACUAUUGGCACACCUGUUGCUGUAAGCAAAAGACCAAAAGCUUUCAUUCAUUGGGUUUCAGAACCUGUUACUUGUGAAGUCCGACUGUAUGAACGAUUAUUCAAUCAUAAAAAUCCAGAAGACGCAAAAGAAGUACCAGGUGGAUUUAUUACAGAUUGCAAUCCUAAUUCACUUCAAUGUUUUAAAAAUGCGAUGGUGGACAAAUAUGUGAUAGGAGCUAAAGUUUAUGAUAAAUUCCAAUUUGAAAGAGUGGGUUUCUUCAGUGUUGAUCCAGAUUCUACACCAGAUAAAUUAGUUUUCAAUCAAACUGUUAGCCUUAAAGAAGAUGCUGGAAAAGAGUGAUACCCAUGAGGACUACAUUUUUUUAAAAGAUUGAAUAAAUUCAAAAUAAUUGCA